UUGAGAGUUUGGUACUUAUCCACCCGAUUGAGAUUGGAGAGCUCUGAAGGCAUGUGAAGAUCUUGCUAGGGCCACCGUUUAGGACUUGCCCAUUCUCCGCGUGUUUCAUAAGCCAUCUUCUUCUUCAUCUCUUCAUACCAUUGCCAUUCAACCCCAACCCUAAAUUCUCCAGAUAUGAACUCUGCACGUUUCCUACAUCUCUCACAUUGUGAAUUCGGAGAACAAUCCCGCACCGGCGGAGUUUAAUUUUCGCCUGCUUGAUUUCCUCAGACUCACCGAUCGUUUACUGCGGAAGAAGCUUUGUCUUGGUUACUCUGGAUCUGAAGAAGAUGAGCUCGGUCGCUUUCCCUUCGAUCUUCCAUUUAUAGAUAGAUACACACCCGGUAUAGUGCCCUCGCCGGUAGAUACAAGCAUAUACCUAUAUAUUGCUUGUUUAGUUUAGUGUUUUUGAUGGCUACACAAUCUGGGAAUGCGGUGAGUUCUUUGCCGGAGAAAGCUGGCGGCGCCGGGGGAAUGGUGAUGCACCACCAGCAUCACAUGGGGCAACAGCAGUGGUACCACCCUCCCCACCACCAUCAGAUGGACGAGAGGGAUGCAUUCAUGUCGUGGCUGAGGGGGGAGUUUGCUGCCUCAAAUGCUAUAAUCGAUGCGAUGUGUCAUCACCUGAGGAUGCUGGGAGAGCCCGGGGAGUAUGAGGGGGUGAUUGGGUGCAUACAGCAGAGGAGGUGCAACUGGAACUCCGUGCUGUAUAUGCAGCAGUACUUCUCGGUGGUGGAGGUGGUGUACGAAUUGCAACAGGUGGAAUAUAGGAAGCAUAGGAGAGGCUUCGAUGGAGGUGGCUUCAAGGGCAGGAGGACAGGAGGUGGUGGAAGAUUCUUCACGAGAAAUGAGGGGUUUCGAGAUGGGAGAGAAAGCGAUAGUCAUAACUAUACUUCUGAUAACAAGGAUUCAAAUGUCACUGGCAGUGAGAAGUUGGAUUCGGCCGACAAAGAAGCAGGAACGAAACAAGCUGACAAGAAAGGAACAGAAUAUCCCGAAAGGCCUGAAUCAAACAGUUUAACUAAGAGUCUGGAGAGUAGUCAAUCUGGCGACUUGCAAAGUGAGGCUAAUAAAGAAAACAGAUGUGAUGCAAAUUCUGAUGGGUCUUGUGGUAUGGAGAAUGAAUGUAAUUCCACGCAAGUACCAAAUGGGAAGCAGAACCUCACAAUCACUCCAAAAACUUUUGUUGGUAAAGAGUUAUGUGAUGGGAAAAUGGUUAAUGUAGUUGAUGGAUUGAAAUUGUACGAAAAAUUGCUUAGUGAUUCGGAAGUUUCAAAACUUGUUACUUUGGUAAGUGAAUUGAGAGCUGCUGGGAAAAGUGGACAGCUUCAAGGGCAAACAUUUAUUGUCUCAAAAAGACCUAUGAAGGGCCAUGGGAGGGAGAUAAUUCAGUUGGGUGCUGCUCAUGGUGCAGAUGUAACUGAAAGUGAAGCUCCUGCUGGAAUAUCCAAAGACAGGAAAAUAGAGCCCAUCCCUGUGCUACUGCAAGAUAUCAUUGAUUCUUUGACUUCUAAGCAUGUGUUCUCUGUGAAGCCUGAUUCGUGCAUGAUUGAUAUCUUCAAUGAGGGAGACCACUCACAGCCAAAUGUGUGGCCUCAUAUGGUUGGACGCCCUGUAUGUGUGUUGUUUUUGACAGAAUGUGAAAUCACAUAUGGAAAAGUGAUUGAGACGGACCACCGUGGGGAUUAUCAGGGUUGUCUCCGCCUUACUCUUGCACCGGGGUCAUUGCUAAUCAUGCAAGGGUUGUCAGCUGAUCUUGCUAAACACGCGCUUCCAUCCAUCCGGAAACUGCGAAUCCUGGUCACCUUAACCAAGUCUCAGCUUGAGAAAACCGUAUCCGGAAAUGGUCCACGCGGCCCCACAUUUGCAGGACCACCAGCCGCUCAUCGGGUUUCAUGUCCUCCCCCUAGCAAGUCGCCAAAUCACAGCUUCCGCCCUUCGGCCCCAAGGCAUUAUAAUAGCCCGGCGCCAGCUUCCAAUGUCAUACCACCACCGCCGGCCCCAGUUGCUUGCCCACCACUACCUCCCAACGGAAUCCAGCCGAUUUUCGUUUCUACCCCUCUCCCAUCACCUCCGAUGCCUUUUCCUGCCCCACCGGCUCCUGUUGGAUGGGUGGCAACCCCCCACCCAAGGAAUCCACCGCCGCCGCGCGUGCUGGUACCCGGGACGGGAGUAUUUUUCCCUCCAGGCUCAGGGAAUCCGCCAAACCAUUUGCUAGUCCCAACACCUUCACCCACCAAUGGUCCUUCCAAGGAGGAUGUGGCCCCACCUCCCGGAAACAACAACGGUGGGCUCGGGAUGUCGAGUGGCGGGGACAUUUCUACCCCUGUAAGUGAAGUAGGGGACGGGGAGGGCCAAAAAAAGGUAGAGGUACUCAAUGGAAACGCUGAGAGUAGUGAAGGUGUGACCAAUGAAAGGUUGCUGAGUUAAGUAGAGAAGAAAGGAUAUGUGUUUUUGGUUUAUUUUAUUUAUAUUUUAAGAAAAAUUUUGGUGACUUGGUGCUGCCAACAACUGUAUUAGAUUUUGACGUUGAAAGUUUGGGAUCAAAAAUUCAGUUACAGAACUGGCAAUUCUGAUUUUGAACAGCUGAUUUUAUUUUAUAUGGUAACUCCUAGGAGGUCAAACCCAAAUCUUUGACCAGAAUUUGUGCUUUUUUAGCCCAUUAAGGAACAUUAAUCAAAAAGCUUCAUUGAU
This is a messenger RNA of Cuscuta campestris, 2733 nucleotides long. NCBI's taxonomy places the organism in Eukaryota, Viridiplantae, Streptophyta, Magnoliopsida, Solanales, Convolvulaceae. The record is from the annotation of a GenBank genome assembly.